AUGGGGAACGAUCAUCUUCAUCGAUGGGUGCUUGCUUGUGCGGUUGCAGCAGCGAUGCACAUGGCGGCGCCUUUAGUGGUAGUUCAGGCGGCGCAGCAGCAUCAGAUGGUGCCGUGCAUGUACAUCUUCGGCGACUCGCUGGUGGACAACGGCAACAACAACAACAUCCUCAGCCUCGCCAGGGCCAACUACCGCCCCUACGGCGUCGACUUCCCGGACGGCGCCGCCCCGCCCGGCCGCUUCACCAACGGCCGCACCAUGGUCGACCUGCUCGCCGACCACCUCGGCUUCCGCCCUCCCCUCAUCCCGGCCUACGCCCUGGCGGAGCCAGCCGACCACGCGCGCGGCCUCAACUUCGCCUCGGGCGCCGCCGGCAUCAGGCACGAGACCGGCAACAACCUCGGCGGGCACUACGCUCUGUCGGAGCAGGUGGAGCACUUCAGGACGGUGGUGCAGGGGCUGGAGCCGGGGAAGAGCCAGCAGCUGGGGCGGUGCAUCUACUACGUCGGCAUGGGCAGCAACGACUACCUCAACAACUACUUCAUGCCCGACUACUACCCCACCGCCCGGAACUACGACCCCUCCGCCUACGCCGCGCUCCUCCUCGCCGAGUACGAACGCCAGAUCACCGACCUCUACGCCCUCGGCGCAAGGAAGUUCGUCAUCGCCGGCGUCGGCCAGAUCGGGUGCAUCCCCUACGAGCUCGCCAGGGUCAACGACAACCCUCCUCCCGCCGCCGGCAUCGGCAUUGCCGUCCCUGGCAUCAGCAUCUCUGUCGGUGGCGGCGGGGGAGGAAACGCAGGCAAGAGGAACGGCGGCUGCAACGAGGAGAUCAACAGCGCCAUCGCCAUCUACAAUAAAGGGCUGCUGGCCAUGGUGAAACGCCUCAACGGUGGGAGCCAGACGCCGGGAGCCAGGCUCGUCUUCCUCAACGCCGUCAACAGUGGCAAGGACCUAGCGGCCAACGCGGCGGCGUACGGGUUCACGGUGCUGGACCGCGGGUGCUGCGGCGUGGGGCGCAACAACGGCCAGAUCACUUGCCUGCCCAUGCAGACGCCCUGCGACGACCGGAGCAAGUACAUUUUCUGGGACGCGUUCCACCCCACGGAGGCGGCCAACAGGAUCAUCGCCGCCAAGGUCUUCAACUCCUCCUCCACCGCCGACGCGUACCCCAUCAACGUCAGCCGCCUCGCCGCCAUAUGA
Messenger RNA from Lolium rigidum, 1203 nucleotides. RefSeq names its product GDSL esterase/lipase At1g33811-like. Gene Ontology annotation, molecular function: hydrolase activity, acting on ester bonds. Lineage: Eukaryota; Viridiplantae; Streptophyta; Magnoliopsida; Poales; Poaceae. Bases 1 to 1203 code for a protein of 400 amino acids. The record is from RefSeq and is a predicted model, not a curated record. The transcript has a single exon.